GAAAAUCGAAGUCGACGUGGUUAGCCACAACCGACGGCAAGGAAACGGCGACGUAAUGGUUGCAAUUCAUACUGGACUUCUUCCCUCACAAAAUUCCCCUUUCUUUCCCCGCAGCCGCAGGGCGUAGUAACAAUGCCGGAAUUCGGAGCUUGAACCCUGACGCCGCCGUAUUCUUCCACUGAAUCACCGUACCUGAAGAAGAAUCCGCCAUUAAUCCACAGAGAUAUGGAUUCUUACCAUCAGACUCACCAUUUCCCGGGGGCUCCGCCACCUCCGCCGCCCCCCUCCGCUGCCGAUCCCUACUACCACCACCACCACCACCAGCAAUCGUCGUUGAGACCACCAGUUCCUCCGCAGGGUCCAUGGUUCCACAACCAAUUUCAAUACCACCCUUCGCAUUCUGCGUCACCUUCUCCUCAUCCGCCUCCGUCGCAGUGGGGACCGCCGCCGGCGCCUCAUUCCGAACAUGCUCCUCCUCCUCCUCCUCCUCCUCCUCCUCCUCCUCCUCCCGGUGCUUAUCCUCCACCUCCUCAUCCUUAUCCUUCGCAGCCUAUGCACCACAACCAGUUUCCUCCUCCUCGUCCUCCUAUGUUUCAGCAACUCCCUCCUCAUUCGCAGGAAUGGAACAACCCGAAUUGGGCUCCGCAUCAAGCUUGGGAAUAUCGAGCCCAAGGCAAUGAAGAAGAUUGGGCGGCCAGAGCUAGGGCGUGGGCGGAUGCGAAGACUGCAAUGGACAGUCAGCAAUCUCAGUUUGCACCUACAGGGAGACAUGAAGAACAUAACUAUUAUCAGGAUCAGUACUCGCAACCAAUUAAUUCAAAUCAUCCAGAUAUGUCUCAUCAACCUCCUCCUACAACCUAUGAACAGUAUCCAGCUUCAGCAACAACUGUUUCCCGGCCAUCAGCAGCUCAUCACUUGGAGUCCACACCUGUUACUAUGAGCAGUGAACAAUCUUCUUAUUUUUCAGAUGGGCGUCUAACUUACUCUGUCACUGAUGGUAGUUAUGGAGGCAACAUGAGCUCUGUUUUACAUCACCAAGGGAAAUUAUCUUCAAGUCCAUCGGUUCAUCAGCAGGAGGUACCUUCUAGUAACUAUUCUGUUACAGGUAAAGAAGAUACUGUAGAUCAAAAUAUACAGUCUUUCAAAUCACUACCUAUGCAAAAUUCAUCAGUUCAUGGUGGACAGCAGCAUUUCCAAUCACCUAUUCCUCCGCCCUAUGCAUAUAGCAAUGAGCCAGGGCCAAUUGGUCCCAUGACCAAUCUUGCAGAUCAGCCUUUAGAUUUUGCUCCUAGGUUCAGUCACGAUCAUGGUCUAAGAAUGCAUUCUGGCUUUCCUCGCAAUGAUUCAGCCAGAUCCACUAGAGGCAAUGAUUCAGGCGUCCCAAUGCCGUCCUUAAAUUCAUGGUCUUCUAUUUCUCCUGGCAUGAUUUAUCCACCAAUUCCUCCUGUCUUGGCUUCUGGAGCACAGCUUGAUCCUCCUGUAGCUGUACCUUCUUCUGUUCCUGGACACACACCGUCCCCAUUUGGAAGGUUUGCUGGUUCUGGCAUCACCCCUGCAAUUCCUGCUGCCGCUGCUCCAUUUCCUGGUUCUGCACUUCCUGCCACAGUCUUAUCUGGUGAUGCAUAUGGCAUGUCAACUAUGUCUGAACGUCCAAAAAAGGCUUCUGUGCCAAAUUGGCUCAGAGAGGAAAUCAAGAAAGCAGUGAUCACAAGUUCUUCUGCUGACCAUCCUAAGGAGGAUGCUGAGCUCAUGGAAGAUCAAGGAGUUGACAAGUCUUAUGCAAAGGGUGAUCAAGCUGAUAGUAAAAGUAUUGAUUCUUCUAGGUCGACUGAAGAAGAAGAUGAUGAGGAUGUUGUAGAAGGAGCAAGAACUGCAGCAACAAAUCAAGAAAUCAAGCGCGUGCUGACCGAAGUACUCUUAAAGGUUACUGAUGAACUGUUUGAUGAAAUUGCUACAAAAGUUCUUGAUGAAGAUGAUCUCGCUGUUGAAGCCAAACUCAAUGUAGUCACUUCAAAUCAGAAUGUCUCUUCAUCUCCCUUUCCAGUCUCAACUCCCAAAGCUUCUGCCAAGGUUUUGUUGCCAGUCAAAGUUCAGGAACCUGAUAAUGACGAUACUAGUGAAAAGUCGAGUUCCAGCUCACCUGGAGAUGUACUUGGUCUUGGAAAUUAUGCUUCUGAUGAUGAAAAAAAUGAUGAUAGAGAUGGUGAAAUUCAGAGUUCAAAUAUGCAAGGUUCCAAGACAAUGUUCAAUGUUGAGCUAUCCAGUACAAAAAGAAAUUUGAGAGAUAUUCAAGAUGCAGUUGGAAAUGCUAGCACUCCAGGAAAUGUUAUAGAGCACAGUGGAAAUCAUGUAAUAAGUGACAUCAAUGACGGUUCAACCAGUUCUGUUAAUGAAAUGAGUAAAAACACAGGCUUCAGUAAGCUGAAUGAUGAUUGGAUGGAUCGAGAAAUGGGUCAAGAACAUUCAUUGAAGCCAAGCUCUAAAGGUAAAGAUAAUGAGACAAAGUUUGGGGAUGGAAUUGCCUCUGGGACAAGGGAUGUUUUAGGCAUGGUAUCUGAACAGCAAGGAAAGAAUGUGAAUGGUAAAAAUGCAUCUAAAGAUCCGCAUGAUGGGGAAACUAAAACAAAACCGCUCGAUAGUGGUAAGCAGGAAAGUAUGAGGGGUUCUUCAUUGAAAGAUCGUGUCAAGGAAGAAGGGGAGGUAAAAACUAGAACAAAUGAGAAAGCAGAUGAGAAUCGUCUGAAGCAAGAUGCCAGGCGCCCGAGGAAGGAAGACGCAGAUGAUCAGACUAUCCAAAAGGGAAAAUUGAAGGACCAAGAUGUUAAGUCUGGCGAGAAAGGUAAGGAUUCCGACUCGAGACACAGGUCUACACAUCACAAUUCAAAGGACGAAAGGAGAGAAGACAAGCAUCUGAGGGCCAGCACUAAAGAUGGAACCGACAGAAACAGGGUGUACACAAAAGACGACGAAGGCAGAACGAGACAGAAAAUCUCAAGUGAAUUGACUAGGCACAAGAGCAGUAGAGACAGAAAUAAAGACAAGGCCGUCGAUCAUUCAACCAAUUCGAGUGAUGACUCGGACGAUUCUAAAAGGAAGGUGAAAUCCAGAAAGCGUGACAAAUCCCCAUCUCCAAUCAGAUCUAGGAGAAGACAAGUAUCGCGGUCACCACAUAGCAAGCACUCUCAGCGCAGGCAUUCUCCCUUCUCUUCUCUUGAAACCACCAGGUAUGCCGCAAUGUCUCAUAGAUUUAGUUUGUGUUAUGUGUUCUCAGGACAUGUGCACACUCAUCCUCAUAACAGUAAGCUGCUCCAAUGGAUGCUUCAGAUUCUUUGUUACACAUUGCGCAGUAUGAAGGCGAUUGAGGCGGGACUUUGGUCGAUUUGGCUCUCCGGAUUGGUAUUGAUUGCUCUCUCGUUAUACGCUACUCAAAGUUUGCCUUCCUUCAAGGAUCGUUUUGUGAAGCCCAAGCUUCGCUACAGAGCCUUCGGCGAUCGACGUAAUCCUUCGGUUUCCAUAUUCUCUGCGCCUCGCUCUUUCACUGGUAAUAUUGGAGUUCGACAGAGCUUGGCUAUUCGGUCAUGGCUUGCUCUGUCCCCACAAAUUACAGUCGUUCUGUUCAGCCAAGACCUUUCCGUUGCCGCAUAUGCACGUUCUCUCAGUUCGCGGGUUUAUGUUGAUAGCGACAUUGAUUUCACAUUCCUUGGAACCCCAUAUUUCCAUUCAAUGAUGGCAAGAUCUCAGUCAUUUGCAUCAGACAUUUGUGCCUUUCUUCAUCCUGAAACUAUUCUUCUUCCUGAUUUUAUUUCCACUCUGAAUUAUGCUUACAAACUCGACCGUGAUUGGCUGCUGGUUGCUUCGUCCCGAAACAUCUCGUACAUACCAUUCUACUUUGAUGAGUCCAAGAGACAUUUCCCAACGGAGGAUAAAAAAUUGUCGAGAUUACAGAAGGAGCUGCUCAAUGAGCAUUGGCGAUGGAGUCACUGUGGAGGAGUGAAGGAACUAUUGGCAUGGAACAACCAGGACAUUCCGUUGCACAGUGGAGUUCUUCCUCCUUUCCUGUAUGGAAGAGGGAUCCAUAACAAUUGGGUCAUCAAUGAAGCUGUGGCAUCUGAAUUCAGGUUUGUGUUUGAUGCUAGUUGGACCAUCAGCAGUUUCUAUCUCCAAGAUCCAGAGCAACCAUCUGAUAAUGAAACAAGAAGCUGGGAAUAUUCUGGCAAUUAUCUUCUUGGUUCACUAUAUGGAUCUUCAUUUCAUCCGGAUGCUAAAUAUUCUAGUCUGGUUAAACUUCUCAAGUGUAAUGGGCAAUAUAUCCUGACCAACACAACAGAAAAUGCAACAUAUCUGCCAAAGAACCAGAGAAUGCCUGGUUUAUGGAACACGCAGGUGUUGCAUUUUGGGAAGAAGAAGAAGAAGCCUACGGCUUGUAACCAUGGCUUUCGAUCAUUGGAUAGACUACAUGACUGCUCAUUGGAAAAAGGGGUAUCAUCUUCAGAAUCUUUAGAGCUUCCAUUUUCCUUAGAGUUUCUCCUUCCCCUAAUUGCAGACAAGACUAAGACAAUUGUACUGACAGUUGCUGGAUAUAGUUACAAGGACAUGUUAAUGAGCUGGGUUUGCAGAUUGCGCCAUCUACAGAUCCCUAAUUACUUAGUUUGUGCCAUUGAUUCUGACACCUAUCAUUUCUCAGUCGUGCAGGGUUUGCCUGUUUAUAGAGAUCCAUUGGCUCCGACCAAUAUCAGUUUCAAUGACUGUCACUUUGGAACAGAGUGCUUUCAGAGGGUGACAAAAGUGAAGUCCAGAAUGGUUUUAAGAAUAUUGAAGCUGGGUUACAACGUACUUCUUAGUGACGUUGAUAUAUAUUGGUUUAAAAACCCUCUGCCUUUUCUUUACAGUUUUGGUUCUGGUGUUCUUGCUGCACAAUCUGAUGAAUACAAGAAGACAGGACCAAUUAACUUACCUAGACGCUUGAACUCUGGGUUUUAUUUUGCUCGUUCUGAUGAAUCAACAAUAGCUGCCAUGGAGAAGGUGGUGAAGCAUGCAGCAACUUCGGGCCAAUCGGAGCAGCCAAGCUUCUAUGAUACCCUUUGUGGGGAGGGAGGUACUAAUCGAAAGGGUGGUACUAAAUGCUUGGAACCUGAAACAAAUUUAACUGUUCAUUUUUUGGAUAGAAACCUCUUCCCUAACGGUGCAUACCUAGAACUUUGGAAAAAGAAAAAUGUCAAAACAGCCUGCAGGAAGAAGGGCUGUUUUGUUCUCCACAAUAACUGGAUUAGUGGAAGACUAAAGAAACUAGAACGUCAAAUGUUUUCAGGCCUUUGGGAGUAUGACACGAGCACAAGGAUGUGCAAGCAUAACUUGCAAGGUAAAAUUUGGUGAGUUCCUUCAGUAGAGCGGAGGACUUGAAGAAACUACUUUCAAAUUGGAUGGCUUUUUGCCUUCCCACAGGCAUGAAUUUGGAAGAGAGAUGCUAUUGGAAGGUAAACAUUGAGCUUGUGGCUAGACCAUUGGUGCUAGAACGUGUUCUUCAGAUGAAUUUUAAGGGUUCGAUCAAAUGCUCUUUCUGUUCGUUUAUUGAUGAAAGCUCAGCAUUCCAUGUGACCAUGAGUAUUAGUGAAACCAGUCAAGAAUAUCAAUGUUCUUGUCGCUCUGUCAGCUACAGUCUGUCAUUCCUUCUGCUAACACUGACAAACUGAAGUUAAGCAACACAGAGAACAUUUUAAGGCAAAGAUUCUCUGAAGGAAACCAUAUGUUGGAUGAGAAGAUCACUGUUUAUGAGUUUGUGAAAUGAUAGUUGUAACAUCCCAAGCCACCGCUAGCAGAUAUUGUCUUCUUUGGGCUUUCCCUUUUGAGCUUCCCCUCA
Cucurbita pepo subsp. pepo (vegetable marrow) is the source of this 5857-nucleotide messenger RNA. NCBI's taxonomy places the organism in Eukaryota, Viridiplantae, Streptophyta, Magnoliopsida, Cucurbitales, Cucurbitaceae. The record is from RefSeq and is a predicted model, not a curated record.